Cladocopium goreaui is the source of this 3108-nucleotide messenger RNA. Lineage: Eukaryota; Dinophyceae; Suessiales; Symbiodiniaceae. The record is from the annotation of a GenBank genome assembly.
AUGGAGUUCCGCUUGCUUGGCGCAACUGCCUGGGCCAGAGUACUUCUGUCGCUGCUUGUGAUUCCGAAGGUGCCGGCCUAUGACUUCCAGUACUUCCUGCCCCAGGAGUUUCUCUCUGAUCUUCCUUUGAGAGAAGGCAGUUUUGGGGCCGAAGUCAUCCAGUACCUGCUGAUGGCCAACCCCCAGGACCUGCAUCAUGAGAAGGUGGAUUCAGGGUGGUUCUAUGAUGUAUUUGCAGACUCUGAUUUCAACUCUCCAACUUAUCGCUCCAGACGGAACGUCUGCGUCCGAGUGCCUGUUGGAAGCAAUCCUCGUGGUGCACCGCACAUGUGUGAACAUGAAAAUGCACAGGCACCACAAGCUGAGAUUUUGAAGGCUGCAGGUGGAGAGGAAAUAGGCAGAUUCAUGCUGUCGGCAGAGUUUGAGUUCAGCGCGCCUGGCCAUCUCAAGAUCGAAUCAAAAACCUGCUGUAUUGUCUGUUGGACGGACAAAGUCUGCGAUGACGAUGUCACCAUCACAGGAGUGCUUAGGGUGCAGAGUUUGGUGCAUGUCCGAAAUGCACAAGGAAGUUUGCAACUGCAACCAGAAACAACAGUGUCCUGGCCUGCUGCUCCGAGAGUGGAUGGAUGUGAUCCAGAUUGUCUUGUAAGAUUAUUUGCGAAUUGGCACUCUGACUUGUCAGAUGGAGUCAAAGAUGCUCUUCAGAAGUAUGUCGAGCAGAACUUGCAGCAGGGGCAUGUACUGCCGCAGACCAUGUCUUUGCACCCGGAGCUCAACUUGACAUACCAGCUGAAAGAUUUGCAGUUUGUGCAUUCCAGCACACCUUCUAACCAAAGCUAUGUGAUUGCGCAUGCCACAUGCACUGUAGAUGCAAGGGCAGCCAACGGCAGUGUCCAAGCCUUUCCAGAUGCAGCUGCAUCUUGGACUGGUAAACACAACGCGCUGCCAAUGGAUGAUCCGUGGAGACGAGCCGUGGGAACUGGCUCAGAGCAGCUGGUGCUGCUUGGGGGAGCGCGCUUUAGCGAAGAGCUCCUCACAAUGCUCGCCCGCGGUAUGCACUAUGCAGGCAUGCUCCGCCCUCACAACUCGAGCACUGUGAAAGAUGCUCAUCUCUACUCCUCUAUUGACAUGUCGUGCCCCGAAGUUGAUAUUUCCAAAGAAAGGGCUGGAGUUGUCAUGAGGCAAGACCACCUACACUUGCAGAUAGAUUGCGAUGAUAGAAUGGCUGGCAACGCCACAAACUUCAGCUUGAUGAAUGCCACCUUCAGCAAUGUCCUAGAGGAAAUCUCUAUUUCUGCCUAUGUACCGAACGACCACACAGCUGGAAUCGUCCUUCAAGUCUUAAAUGUGAGCAUGGGAAGUGCCAAUGUGUCUACUUUCCAUUCUCCUGCCUUCUUGGGUCCAGGCAAUGAAUUGAAGGCCUUGGCGCUCCAUGCAAUGCGGAAAGGCCUCCCUCUCAUGAACGACCAGCUCAGCAGCACUCCCAUCAUAUUUUGCGGCGGUGGAUCGUCAGCUUGUGCCUUGGUUCCUUUUGCACCCCAUCCUGCAGUUAGCACAAGUCCGCGGGGGAAGAUGAAGCCCGGCUAUGUGCAGCUGAUUUGGCAUUGCCAAUGUGGAAGUUCUGACUUCUAUGAAUCAUGCUCCGGCUUUCAAUGUCCUGAGAUGCAGCUCAAGACCAGACUCACCAGACCACUUGAAGUGAGACAGCUUCAUCAACUACGUCGCAGCGCAGCAGAAAGCCCAGCUUCCAAAAGACCCACUUCGACCGGGGCUUGGGUGAGCUUAUUUUCAAACCAGCUGUGCAACUUCGUUUCUGGCGAGAGCAUCCUUUUUGCAAAUGUAGCGGAUGUGGGUGGUUUGCAGAGCUAUCCGGCAGAGGAACCCAUUUUGGGUUCCCUUCAGAACAGCAGGAAGCAGGGCGGGAGCCCCUUCAUAAGGGCCACAAGAGUCGAUAAGUGCAGCGCGUGUGGAAUGGAAGGGGACCUGGCAUGCGAAGCCUUGCCGCGAAAGGAGGUGCAUUGCAAUCUUUUCUGCGAAGAUUGCUCCGCCCGGUCAUGCGCUUUGAAGAAUGUUUCCCUGGGAAAGCACAAGGUGCCAAAGACGCAUCUGGGCAACCACAGCGGGUAUUCAGAAGUCGUACUAGCAACUCUGAGCACAUUGCCCAUCCUACAAGCGUGUGCGGAAGGUCCUGAUGUUCCAGAUCCUGAUCUUCCGGACCCAACAAACACAGCACUAUGGGAGUUGAUUGUAGCCUUGCCAAUGCUUGGGCUUAUGGGACUGCUCUUGUGCUUUCGUGGCCAUGUACGGGGCAGCUGCUUGUGGGCUUCAAGGCUCCGAUUGCGGGUGGGCGUGAGCAGAGAUCGCCUCAAAGAGGAGAACAUUUUCCACGGCAGCCUUCUGUUAGGAUCUGCCCUUCUUACAGCUUGUGGGCUGGUUUGGAUGAAGUGCAAUCCAUUGGCAGGUCAAUUGAACUACAUCGAGGAGACGAUGGACACAAGCAACUUCGAUUGGCUUGCUGCAAAUCGCAUUGUAGAGACAUCUCGCUACAGGGGCGCUAUGAUUUUCUUCAUUUGCGCUGCAACUCUGUUGCUUGUCUCUCUUCUUGGGUGUUUGCAGCAUGUGCGUAUUCGCUGUGGCACAGUUGCGCCGCAGGAAGGUGUUAGCACGUCGACAGGUUCAGGCUGGAGAUCUCUGGUGGUGUUUCUACUCACAGAAGCAGGUGCUGCCGUUUCUCUCCUUGCUUUUUGCUUUUGGCAGGAGGAGUUCUCCACUUCCUUUGAGAAACAGAAACACAGUGCUAGUGAUUUGGGUUUCUUGUCUGGAGUUGUGGCAUCAUCUGCUUCCGCGGCCUUUUGCAUCAGAGUUGUCCUCAGCUGGAUAGGGCCUGUGAUGAUAAACCUCAGCCUGUCGAAUGCAGCGGUUUUGUUGGCGGCUUCUGUGCGGAAGGCACGGGCAGCGCCCAUGAACCCCAGUGGACCAAGUCUCAAUUCCUUGGUCUUGGGAAUGUUGCUGAUUCAGCAAACUACCAUAUUGAUUCUAGCGAUUGCCUACUUCCACUCUGGCUAUGCUUCGGCAAUUUUGCUCUGGUUUCUGGCUUGCAGUAAUUGA